Austrofundulus limnaeus is the source of this 921-nucleotide messenger RNA. Its product is annotated as olfactory receptor 6M1-like. Gene Ontology annotation, cellular component: membrane. Gene Ontology annotation, molecular function: G protein-coupled receptor activity; olfactory receptor activity; odorant binding. The transcript has a single exon. Gene Ontology annotation, biological process: detection of chemical stimulus involved in sensory perception of smell; G protein-coupled receptor signaling pathway. The coding region runs from base 1 to 921 and encodes 306 amino acids. The record is from RefSeq and is a predicted model, not a curated record. NCBI's taxonomy places the organism in Eukaryota, Metazoa, Chordata, Actinopteri, Cyprinodontiformes, Rivulidae.
AUGGACAAUGUGGGAAAUGUUUCCUAUAUAACUAUGUCAGGCUAUGUGGAGCUUAGCAAAUAUAAGUAUUUGUUUUUUACUGUUAUGUUUCUAUUGUAUAUUUUAAUAAUAUGUAGUAAUUCUGUAAUUGUCUAUCUGAUCUGGUCAAACAAAGGCCUCCAUGAGCCCAUGUACAUCUUUAUAGCUGCUUUGUUAUUUAACUGUGUUCUUUACAGCACCAAUAUUUAUCCCAAACUUCUGAUUGACUUUUUAUUUGAAAAACAGAUCAUAUCAUACUCAUCUUGUAUCUUCCAGUUUUUUAUGUUUUAUACUUUAGGUAUAACUGAAUUUCUUCUUUUGGCAGUCAUGGCUUUUGACAGAUAUGUGUCUUUAUGUAAUCCUCUUAGAUAUCAAACCAUCAUGACUAAAACGACAGUGAGUAUUUGUCUGGUUAUGGCCUGGUUAUUUCCUGUUUGUCACAUUGCAUUUGAAACUAUUUUUACUGCUGAAGCUAAACUAUGUAGCUUAAAUUUGAAUGGAAUCAUUUGUAACAAUGCCAUUUUCACCCUUCAUUGUGUCAAAUCAAAACCACUGACUGUAUUAGGGCUUUUAUCUUUAAUAGAUCUUGUUAUACUUCCAGUACUCUUCACAAUUUUUACAUAUACUAAAAUAUUUAUAAUAUCUUAUCAACAAUGUAAAACAUUUAGAAAAAAAGCAGCUGAAACCUGUGUACCUCACCUGCUGGUUUUAGCCAGCUGCUCCUAUUUGGCUGCAUAUGAUGUCAUUAUAGCUCGAGUCGAGUCACAUUUUCCAAAAACAGCUCGCUUUAUAAUGACCUUGCAAAUAUUUCUGUAUCAUCCUAUAAUUAAUCCAUUUAUAUAUGGGAUAAAAAUGAAAGAAAUUUCUAAACAUCUAAAAACCCUUUGCUUCAGCAAAGUUUAG